GGGGAAGAAAGGAGACAGAGGAGAGGAUCGGGUGAGACAAGGUGGCGAGGAGUGAAAGGGAGGAGAAGGGGAGCAGUGGGGCGUGUGGACCAAAGAGAACAAAGACAAAAAAAAGAGAUAGCAGAGCAUGUCUAUUUAAAGGAAACAGAGACUGUACAGGUCUGCUGUCUUGAUAUUCCCGACUGACAGCAUCAUCGAAUUUGGACCAGAGAGUCUAACUCCUCCUUUUCUCUCAUCUCUCAUUGCAAGGUUGUUUUUUUUUAGCUUGCAGGUGUGAAGUGGAGGGCCUCUCAAACACAUACCCAAGACUGGCUGCAUGUAUCACCCAGCAGAGCUCUACUCUGGCCGUAAUACAUGGGACUCCUACCCGGCUGGAGGACCUAACAGAGGACAAUGGGCUCCUGUAAACAGUCGGCCCUGGAACAACACACAAAGAUGCCAAGAAGGGCGCAAUCAAUCACAUCACCCACAAUCAAGUCGUCUUUAUAAUAGGGGGGAGAGAACCGUCAACCAUGUCCAGGACAAGAGUAUUUCUAAGGGGCACAGACAGCCUUUACGUAUUUGGGAUGGUAAAGAGCAGCCGUUUGAGGCCCAGAGCUGGCAUCACAACUCCACACGCUCAUUCCACAACCGAGCUGGCAACAACAACAGUUAUCUAACAGGACCGGGAGAGCGCUACACAAACUGGGACAACAAUGUCAGCAACUCUCUGCAUGGUGGUCCUCGCCUGCAUCGCAACAACAGAGAACUCCAGUCCACACCAGAGAGAUGGGCCCCCUCAGACUGCCGCAGGAGCUUCGCAGGCGGAAUGAUGAACAACAGACCAGGAUUCUGGAAACGACCUGCGCUCCACCAGCGGCGAGACCAACUCCACCAGCACAGUCCACUCCCACAGCACCCUUUAUCCCCGAGGGAAGAGUGUCCAGCCAAGAGGAGAAGGGACUCUACCCCUGAUCAGCCAUCCCAUCCUGGAUCAAGGCAUUUACUUUUACCUGCCCAUGCUCCAUCACCACCUCGCCACCACCGCUCCAACCAAGAUGACUGGAAGCCUCUUCAUGACAAGGAAACCUCUAAACCACGAGCUGGAGGACAUGGCUUCUGUAACAGUAACCCAACAGUUCAAAACCAUAAUUGUGGCAGCAGACCACAUCAUGGAAACAGAGGGAAGGAUGACCGCAAAAUCGUGUCUUCACCAGCAGACCACACCCGUGUGCCUUACAGCCACCAAAACCAUCAUUACCACUAUCAACGGCACACUGGCCACCCCAGAGCCCCACAGCACAACUCCCCGCUUCACCCUCUAGAGGAAAAGGACUCCUGGAGCCAUCAUUACAAACAAAGCACAGAACCUCAGCGUAUUCAUCCAAGGGGCAAUUCAAGGGAUUCAGUCAUUUCCAGGUCUUCUGGUGCAGACUCUCCUCCAUAUUCAUCUAUCCUCUGUGGUCCUAAAGAUGGAGGUUCUACUGCCAGCAGUCCACGUGCUCCCUCCAGUCCCUCUCCAUACACAGCAGCCAGUGGCAGAAAAGAUCCAUCAAACAUUCAUCAGUGUAGUCCUGGCCUCAGUGGGCAGCCGAAACUCCAGGGAAGUCCCCAUCACACCCCGAGAUCUAGCCUGACAUCUAGCACGUAUCUUACAUCUCAUGCCUGUCCGAAAUCAAGGUUUUCAGACAUCAAAUACAGAAAGACCUCACAGCCUCUCUGCUCACGACAGUCCCCCCACAGCAGAUCCAGAGCAAACAAGCCUGAGAAGGAGUCAGAAGAACACAAAAAACCUGAGUGCAAACAAAAAGAGAAGCUGGUGAAAAAGGAGAGAAAAGGUGAAGUCCAAAAGACAAAUAGAAAGGGUGAAGAAAGAAAAAGGAGGAAGAAAAAAGAGGAAAAGAGGUUAGGCGAGAGAAAAAAGAAAAGGGAUAAAACAGGAAAGAAGGAAAGAAAAUUAGGCUUGAAAACCCAGAUCACUGAAAAGGAAAUGUUUACUUCCAUUGUUACUUUCAACUCUUCAGGACAGGUCAAAAUGACUCAGACCCCAGAUAAUCAAGGCCAGACAACACCCAGCCCAACCAGACACAAGCACAGGGAGAGGAGUGAACGUGCAGAGAGGUCAUCACACAGACCAUCCAUAAAUACUCAAAAUACUCCAGAGAAUCAUAGCACCCCAGGUCGAGCUCUUCAUCCUAGUUGUACUUCACCUCACCCGUCCUCAAAAUCUGAAAAUCGCAAAACAUACAAAAAGAUUGUCAGUCCUCCAAAACUCUGUGUCAAGGAGCAACUAAUACAGUCUCAUCCCACGAACACCAACUCCAAAAAGACCAGCAAGAAGCCCACCAUCGUCUCAUCCCAAUCAAGUGACAGACUGAAUACAAAGCCUGACGACACGCUCCCUUCCCUUUUAUUUAAAGCCUUAGCACCUCUCAGUACAGCAUGUUCCAUUAGCGUCGAGCAGCCCAUGCAUGGUAAAGAAAGCAGGUACGGAGGGAUUCUCAACGCCCCUGACCUGCAGCCUGUGGCCGUGAUGGGAAAUCUGAGGGAAAUUGGAGACAACCUUGCAAACACUCCUCCUGUACUCAGCUGGCAGGGCUCUCCAGUAUCAGUUCUGGGUGAAGAUGAGGAUGAGCUUGAAAAGGGAGUAAUAAGUAGACCUGUCCUUCAGCCUAGCCCCACCCAGUGCUUUUCUCCUCCUCCUGUUGACAGCGAGAUCAUUGAUGAGAUGAAUAAGGAGCCUUGUGAAAGCACGCUGGCUGAUUAUUCUCACAAUAAUACACCGGAACUCUGCGAUCUACCAGCUAAUCAAGUUAUUAAGAAAGAAAAGGAGGAAGACAAGGAGGAAGACAGCAGUGGGGAAACUUCCAGCUCUCUUCUUAAUGAGCUUCGCCACCAUAAAACAGGAUUGGAUGAUGUCUUCAAGAGCCUGGCCACCUUCCUUGGUGGCCAGAGGGUCCCAUGUAGAGGCGGACCAUUUGGGGGGCGUCCUGCUAGCACCGCAAGUGGGGUUAAGUUCUCCUCUUCUCUUGAACUGGGGCCAGACAUCCAAUGUCAGGAGCACCAGGAUUUCUCCCCCGAAUCAGAUCUCACUGCAUCCCCCAAACCCGGUAAUCUAUCACCAACUCACACUACCUCAGAUACACUUUUUAAAUCCCAUAGUCAGACAGAUCUGUGUGAUCCUGUCACAGUUGCACUGGUGCAGGAGAAGCAGGAAGAUACUGAGAGUGAUGUAGAAGGUAAACCAGAUGUUAAGGAUACAGAGAUCCUCCCCGAGAGAGCAGAAUCAUCUCUUUUGGACGAGUCUCUAAGUGCAGAGCUGAGACUGACCACUACACAUGCAGCCUCAUUCACCGGCCUCCUCACCGUCUCCACCAAGGAUGAGAGGGCAAACAGCAAAGAGACAGUACACAUCGUCACAGCCAGAAAAAGAAAACAAAAGAACAGGGAUGGAGAAAGAGAGGAAGAGAUCAAGAUUAAGAUAAAGAAAGAAGAAAGCAGCAUCUCCUGUCUUAAAAACAAAGCAAAUGAAAUAAGGGAUUCAGAAGAAAGGGAUGCAUGUAAAACGGCUGUUUCAUCCUCAGUGCCAGUCAUUUCCAGAAACUCACCGAAACCUCUCAAAGACAGUACAAAGGGCCACAUUCCUCAGAAAAAUCAAACCCUGCAUGACAAAGAUGCGCAGAGAGAAAAAGCAGACACUGGGAUCUCUGAGGUAAAGAUUGUAACUGAGACAAAGGAAGAAGCCAGUGAAUUAGAAAAUACAAUAUCCUCCACAGCUGGAAACACAGAGACCAAGACUUCAAGCCCAGCGUCAACAAUCAAUACAUCAAAACUAUGUAUCUCCACGCCAGCAAGUAAACCCUGCUCAGUUGACCCAUUGAAACUAAAAGCUUUGUCAAUGGGCUUGUCUAAAGAGCUUAAGAUCCUCUUGAUUAAGGUGGAGAGCGCUGGUCGACAAACAUUCAACAUAUCAGAGGUGGAAGAGCAAAGAAUCCCGCUUUCCAAGAUCAGCAUCCUAAACACCGGCGCUGAAGUGAUUAGAGCCUGCAAGGGGACAAGGGUGAAGGGGAAAUUCAAGGAGUCGUACCUGCUUCCUGCCCUUUCAGUCAAACCUCACAUUAACAUAGAUACGCCCAUUCCACGAGAAAAGCUUAACCCUCCCACUCCAAGCAUCUAUUUGGAGAGCAAGAGAGACGCUUUCUCUCCAGUUCUGCUUCAGUUCUGCACUGAUCCCAAAAAUGCCGUUACUGUCAUCAGAGGCCUUGCUGGCUCCCUCCGCCUUAACCUCGGCCUGUUUUCUACCAAAUCUCUGGUGGAGGCCAAUGCGGAGCAUGCCGUGGAAGUGAGGACUCAGGUUCAGCAGCCUGCUGAUGAGAACUGGGAUACCAGUGGUGCCAUACAGACGUGGCCCUGCGAGAGCAGCCGCUCACACACCACUAUUGCCAAAUACGCCCAGUACCAGGCGUCAAGCUUCCAGGAGAGUCUGCAGGAAGAGAAGGAGAGCGAGAAUGAAGACGAAGGAGAGCAAGCCAAGCCCCGAGACUCAUCAGCCACCUCUAAAGCAGGUCUCACAUUAGCCAACAGUAAAGGCAGUUCCGCCACAACUACCAUUAAAGCCAAUUCCGCUCUCGUCUUCAGCAAAGCCCAAUCUCUUCAAGCCACCAGCCCCGCCAGCUCAGAGUCAAAAACCGCUGGAAAGAUAAUCAAAUUUGGGACCAACAUUGAUCUCUCAGACCCUAAAAGGUGGAAGCCACAGCUACAGGAGCUGCUGAAGCUGCCAGCUUUCAUGCGUGUGGAGUCGAGUAACAACAUGCUCAGUCACGUCGGUCAUACCAUCCUGGGCAUGAACACUGUCCAGCUCUACAUGAAGGUGCCAGGCAGCCGCACACCAGGUCACCAAGAGAACAACAAUUUCUGCUCCGUCAACAUCAAUAUCGGGCCAGGCGACUGCGAGUGGUUUGCUGUCCAUGAGCACUACUGGGAAUUUAUCAACAAAUUCUGUGAGAAGCAUGGAGUAGACUACCUGACAGGGUCCUGGUGGCCAGUCCUUGAAGACCUUUACAGUGCCAACAUUCCUGUUUACCGCUUCAUUCAGAGGCCAGGCGACCUGGUGUGGAUUAAUGCAGGGACUGUACACUGGGUCCAGGCUGUGGGUUGGUGCAACAACAUCGCCUGGAAUGUGGGACCUCUCAACUCGUACCAAUAUCAACUCGCCCUGGAGCGCUAUGAGUGGAACGAGGUGAAGAAGGUUAAGUCAAUCGUUCCCAUGAUCCAUGUUUCCUGGAAUGUGGCCCGCACGAUCAAGAUAACCAACCAGGAUACCUUCAAGAUGAUCAAACACUGCCUGUUGCAGUCCAUCAAGCACAUCCAGAUUCUGAGAGACCAGCUGGUUGCCGCGGGGAAGAAGAUCUGUUACCAGAGUCGUGUGAAGGACGAGCCAGCCUACUACUGCAACGAGUGUGACGUGGAGGUGUUUGAUGUGCUGUUUGUGACCAGUGAGAACAACAGUAAGAAGUCCUACGUGGUGCACUGUGAGGACUGCGCCAGAGCCAACAGCCCAUCGCUGGUGGGAGUAGUGGUGCUGGAACAGUAUCGCAUAGAGGAGCUGAUGAGAAUUUACGACAGCUUCACACUGGCUCCAUCACCAUUAUCAAAGUGAGGACUCCUCCCUGGUGUCUUUCAGCCAUAACCAAAACUCUAAUGGCAGCACAAAUGUUGUCUUCAAGGCAGUCUAUUCCUGGAAACACUUUCUGAAUCAGCCAAUCACGUUUACUCAGUAUUGUUUACAUCACACAAUAAGGUAUGGAUACUCAGCCAAUCCAACUCUCGCUCACUGUCUUCCCCAUACCAGCUGCUGAUUGGACUUGUGUUUUGAAAUAGAAUGACUAGACUGGUACUUUUCAUGAAAAAGCAUUUCAGAUAUUUAAACUAAAAAAAAUGUGAGCACUGCUAGCACUGAAAAAUCAGGUUAUAUGUUCAACGGACACUGCUGUGAUUCAAAAGCGUCAAGUAGCCGGUUUUGUGUAUUGAUUCAGGUACUUUUAUGCAAAUUCAGUAGAACUUUUUUUACACCAAUCUAGUUAUUCUAUAUGUCCAUGAAUUUGCUGUGAUUCUAUUGUACCAGCGGGGGAAUCGCUUCACAGGAGAAGUAGCUGAUUGUCACAUUUGGCAUUGUAUUGGUUCCUGUUUUUGUUUUGGUAUUCAGGUAAAAACUCUGACAUUUGUCAUUCCUGUCUGUAAAUUCUUUGAGGUGCUAUUCCAAGCUUAUUUAUUCUCGUUAGAUACUUCAAAAAUUUUUACCAGCCUAGAAGUACACCACAUUGGCCUUGUGAACUGUAUUUAGAGGAGAUGUAAUUAGAGGAUUAAACACACACAAAUAAGGUUUUAUGUAAGUAUAGAAA
Scomber japonicus (chub mackerel) is the source of this 6380-nucleotide messenger RNA. It is a transcript of the gene kdm6bb, whose product is annotated as lysine (K)-specific demethylase 6B, b. The record is from RefSeq and is a predicted model, not a curated record. Gene Ontology annotation, molecular function: chromatin DNA binding; histone H3K27me2/H3K27me3 demethylase activity; RNA polymerase II cis-regulatory region sequence-specific DNA binding. The transcript has 22 exons. Gene Ontology annotation, cellular component: MLL3/4 complex. NCBI's taxonomy places the organism in Eukaryota, Metazoa, Chordata, Actinopteri, Scombriformes, Scombridae. Gene Ontology annotation, biological process: regulation of gene expression; heart development. Bases 317 to 5638 code for a protein of 1773 amino acids.